Molecule: messenger RNA, 2338 nt
Organism: Calidris pugnax (ruff)
Lineage: Eukaryota; Metazoa; Chordata; Aves; Charadriiformes; Scolopacidae
Gene: MOCS3
Product: molybdenum cofactor synthesis 3
Exons: 1
Coding region: 1-1404 (467 amino acids)
Biological process (GO): tRNA wobble position uridine thiolation; protein urmylation
Cellular component (GO): cytoplasm; cytosol
Molecular function (GO): URM1 activating enzyme activity; thiosulfate-cyanide sulfurtransferase activity; adenylyltransferase activity
Source: RefSeq, a predicted model, not a curated record
AUGGCGGGUGUCGCGGAGGCGGCGCGGUUGAGCGCUGAGAUCGCUCAGCGGGAGCAGGAGCUGCGUGGGUUACGCGAGCGGCUGGCUGCCGUCCUGGCCGGGGGUGCCUCGGAGGACGCGGCGGCUGCAGAGGAGGCUGCCUCUGACUUCCCCGACCGGCUGCCUGCUCUGCCCGUCCAGGCCUCGCUGAGCCCUGCCGCCAUCCUGCGGUACAGCCGGCAGCUGGUGCUGCCCGAGCUGGGCGUGCGGGGACAGCUGCUGCUGGCCCGCUCCUCCGUGCUGGUGGUGGGCUGCGGCGGCCUGGGCUGCCCCCUGGCUCAGUACUUGGCCGCGGCUGGCGUAGGCCGCCUGGGUCUGGUGGAUCACGACGUGGUGGAGACGAGCAACCUGCACCGGCAGGUUCUGCACGGGGAGGCCCGCCGAGGGCUCCCCAAAGCCAUAUCUGCCGCGGCCGCCCUGCGGCUGCUGAACUCCACCGUCCAGUACGUGCCCUACUGUGGUGCCCUGAGCCCUCGCACCGCCCUGGAGCUGGUGCGGCAGUACGACAUCGUUGCCGACUGCUCGGACAAUGUCCCCACCAGGUACUUGGUGAACGAUGCCUGCGUCCUGGCCGGGAAACCCCUGGUGUCUGGCAGUGCCCUCCGGAUGGAGGGGCAGCUGGUUGUGUACAAUUACCAGGGGGGACCCUGCUACAGGUGUCUCUUCCCCAAGCCCCCUCCACCAGAGACGGUGACUAACUGUGCAGAUGGGGGAGUGCUGGGUGUCGUGCCAGGCAUCAUGGGGUGCAUCCAGGCCUUGGAAGUGCUGAAGAUUGCUUCGGGAAUGGGUUCUUCAUUCAAUCAGUUCAUGCUGAUGUUUGAUGCCCAUGAAGGGAGAUUUCGCAACAUCAAGUUAAGACCAAAGAAACCAGACUGUGCUGUUUGUGGUGACAAUCCAACUGUCACCUGCCUGCAGGAUUAUGAGGCAUUUUGUGGUUCUUCUGCAACGGACAAGUGUAGGACUUUACAUCUGCUGUCCAGUAAAGACAGAGUAUCUGUAGAGGAGUACAAAAAACUGUUGGAUGAGCAAGUUCCUCAUAUAUUGUUAGAUGUUCGUCCACAGGUAGAAGUGGAUAUCUGUCACCUGGCACAUUCUGUCCACAUUCCUUUGAGUAAAUUAGAAGAAAAGGAUGAAGAGUGUCUGGAAUAUUUAGAAAAAAGAAUUUGUGAAGAAAAGCAUAGAACUAAUGGCCAGGCAUCUUUUCCUGUAUAUGUUGUUUGCAAAUUGGGAAAUGACUCUCAGAAGGCUGUAAGAAUUCUGCAGGAGUUACCUGUCAAAAAAUUGGGUUCUGUGUUAGCUAAGGAUAUUAAAGGGGGGCUCAUGGCUUGGGCCAGUAAAAUUGACCCAACGUUUCCUCAGUAUUAGAAAUUUAAAUGGUGAAAAAAAGUACAGAUUUUCAUAGGGUUUCAUUUUCUCUGUGUAAUGUCUAUAUCAUGUGGAUGAAACAGGAGAUAGAAAUGCCAUCGUGUUUUUUUUUAAAUGGUAAUUUUUUUAAAAAAAUAUUUUUGUAUAUAUCUGAUUUAUUAUUUUUUUUAUAAAAAUGUGAAACUGUCCUUGGAAAUGGAAAGAAAUGUGUUUCUUGUUAUUACUCAAUAGUGAAAACUUGGAAUAACUAUUUAAUUGUGCAUGUGAUAAUUGAGAAUGACUCCCAAUUAGUAAUUAUACCCUGGAGAAUGACAAAGAACAGGAGUCAAGCAUUGAAAGUUUUUACUCAUUUUCCUAACUGCCUAACAAAUUGAAACAGUGCAUGCAGUAAUUAAAAAAAAUAUAACUAACUGCUAAUCUCUAGCUGGUCAGUAGCACUACUCAGCCUAUCAUAGGACUUGCCAAGACAAUGCUGACAAGACUGUUUUGCUCAACAACUUUUAAUUCCCUGUAGAAGCAUUGUGUAUUUAUGAAAGAGAACUGCUUGCUGCAAAUAACAACACCUGCAUAAGUGUGUUCUGUUAAGAACUUCCAGGACCAUCCAUCCUCGCUUGUUGUCUGGCAAAAAAGUGUAUUCUCUGACUUGUGUAGAGGUGUAACUGGGGUUAAAUGUUACUAAGACAUACAUUUGAGCCCAGAAAGUUUGUAAAUGCUUAGACUUCGGAGACUUCAGGGGCGAGAGAGGAAUAAAAUAGAUGUGUGCCCCCUCUUCUGCGAGUACAAAGACAUAUUUCAUAAGUUUUCUCAUGUUUGUUGUGAUAGUUGCAUGUCCCUGCAUUAUUUUGUUAACUGACAUGAAGAGCUACGUGUAUCUGAAAAGUUCACACAGAUGAAUUGAAUGAAAAGAAAGAGAAAUAAAUAGCAUCUUAACAGA